CUUAGAAGCCCAAGAAGUGAUACCUUUUAAUCUCGAGGGCUUCGCGGGUGGAGAGCGGCGAAGAGGGAGAAAAUAGAGAGAGGAGGGACUGACGAUGGUGGCGUCUACUCGGUGGGCGUCCAUCCGAAUCAUGAUCGGCACCAUCCUCGGUGGAGUCCUCGGCUUCUAUGUCAUGCACCGCGUCGAGAUCAACUACAAGGAGAAGAUGAAGGAGAGGUUGGCCAGGUACGAGCAAGAGAUGGAGAGAAAGGAACAACAGCGGCUGCAAGACGAGCACUUAUCCGAUUCGUGAUUCCUGACGCGGCGCCUUCUUCUUUCUCUUGCCUCUUGGAAUUCGGGUGAAUGGAGGUCUAGGAUCAAGGUCCCGCUAUCUAAAUUUUCAUCGUGAUUUGUCGUUCUUGGCAUGCCCAACUCGGUUUGCUUUUGGAUCUCUUCACUUUUUGCCUUGCCGGAUUCAUAUGAAACCUAUUUAGACUUGAACUUUGUUUCACAGGCUUAACUUCAAGCAUCAGGUGGGUGCUCCUCCAGUCUAACUUUAAGCAUCUUUUUCAUUCUAGCUAAUACUUGGAAAACAGACAUCUUGUAUCGAGGAUUUAAUUUUAAUUAGCAUACGUUAAUAAUUUUGCUGGGCAUCUUUAAUUCCUUUAACGUUAUACAGUUGUUGAAUGAAAUGACCUCGUGUCUCACGGAUUAGUAUA
This is a messenger RNA of Musa acuminata subsp. malaccensis (wild Malaysian banana), 698 nucleotides long. NCBI's taxonomy places the organism in Eukaryota, Viridiplantae, Streptophyta, Magnoliopsida, Zingiberales, Musaceae. The record is from RefSeq and is a predicted model, not a curated record.